Emiliania huxleyi CCMP1516 is the source of this 1432-nucleotide messenger RNA. RefSeq lists its product as hypothetical. Gene Ontology annotation, molecular function: transmembrane transporter activity. NCBI's taxonomy places the organism in Eukaryota, Haptophyta, Isochrysidales, Noelaerhabdaceae. Bases 5 to 1432 code for a protein of 475 amino acids. The transcript has 5 exons. Gene Ontology annotation, biological process: transmembrane transport. The record is from RefSeq and is a predicted model, not a curated record. Gene Ontology annotation, cellular component: membrane.
CACCAUGCGAGGCGACCUCGCAAGGUUCACCACAGGCACUCACAGCCCUGCACUAAUCAGCACUGCUCGAAAUUUGAUGCUUGGCCUACUACUGCCGUUCGCAUCGGGCUAUAGCGCGGCGACGCCGCGGCUGGCCGCCACAGCUCGCGUCACGCCGCUGCGGUUGUCGAAUGCCGAGCCAGCUGUCAGCGGCCUCCAGGCCCUGCAGAGGAAAGCGCUGCCGUUUGCGCGCCCGCCGCUCGCGCCUCGAAGGAGGCGACCGCCGCCCGUGUGCAGCGCGAGCAAGGUUGGCUCUGUGCCGCUGGCGCUCGAUCCGCAUCGCUGGGUGCAGCUCGGCAUCCUCUCGAUGCUGGCUCUGCUGAGCGACUGGACGUGCUUCGCCACGGUGGCAGUGCCGUCCGAGUGGAUGACGCUCGAGGGGCACGACGCUGCGGAGCUGAUCGACAUCUUCCUCGCCUCCAACGUGGUGUCCUGCUUCCUCUUCACCGACAUCGCCGCGCGCCUCGGCCUCAAAAAGGUUGUGACGGGGGCGGCGACGAUGAUGGCGGGCGGCUGCCUGCUCCGCUCGGGCAUCCCAUUCGUGGAGCCCGCGAUAGAGGUCAUGCCCGGGUACGGCUGGGAGGUUGCGGGCACCAUCCUGGUUGGCAUGGCGCAGCCCUUUUUUCAGUGCACUCCGCCGCUCCUGUCCGCCACCUGGUUCGGCUCCUCCGAGCGGGCGCUCGCCACCGCCACGGCGAUCAACUUCAACCAGGUCGGGAUCGCCACCGCCUUCAUCGUCGGAGGCCUCAUGGCAAACUCGCCCGAGGGCAUGCACGCCUACUUCGACGUACUCGCCUGCGUCUCGAUCGCCGCCGCCGCCGCCACAGCCCUCCUCUUCCGGGACAGGCCAGAGACGCCGCCGUCCGCCUCGGCCGCCGCCGCCGCCGCCGAGCUCGCCGUCGCGCCGCCGCCCGCUCCGCGCCUCGAGUACCCGCGCAAGGCACUCGCCCUCCUCCGCUCUCCCGGCUUCGGCGUCGCGACCGCCUCUUUCGUCGCGUCGAUCGGCUGCACGAACAUCGACCUCGCCGGCGCGGGCUUCCAGCUCGCCAUCGUGCUGGGCGGGAUCGGGCUCGGCGGACUGGUCGACCGCAACAAGAACUUCAAGCUCGUCAUCCUCUCCUGCCUCCUGUCGUCGGUGUCCUACCCGUGCGACGAGAAUGCCGUCGAGGCGACGCAGCAGCUCGCCGGCAACCUCUUCUCGGCGCUGCUCGUCCCUAUCUGCCAGAGCGCUGCUGCAUACGACCUGCAGAUGCCGGGUCGUGCGAUGGACAUACGCGGCGAUACGCUCGUGCUGCUGGCGCUGGUGGCCGCCACCGCCGUCGCCUUCUCCUCAUUCGACGCGCCCCUCGAGCGGACCCGCGUCGACGACGAAGGCGCCGCCGCGGAGCUGUGA